Trichosurus vulpecula (common brushtail) is the source of this 6951-nucleotide messenger RNA. RefSeq names its product zinc finger with KRAB and SCAN domains 1 (gene ZKSCAN1). NCBI's taxonomy places the organism in Eukaryota, Metazoa, Chordata, Mammalia, Diprotodontia, Phalangeridae. Bases 231 to 1913 code for a protein of 560 amino acids. Gene Ontology annotation, molecular function: DNA-binding transcription factor activity, RNA polymerase II-specific; RNA polymerase II cis-regulatory region sequence-specific DNA binding. Gene Ontology annotation, biological process: regulation of transcription by RNA polymerase II. The transcript is spliced from 6 exons. The record is from RefSeq and is a predicted model, not a curated record.
CUUCCGCCCUUUGUGACUCAUUGUGUCUUUCUAGGCGUCCGGAGGGCCUUGGGUCUCGUCCUUCCUCCUCUCGUUUCUCCCGUCUCCAGGGGUCUGCGCUCCCUCGCCUGUCACCCUGCCCAGAGCUGCCCCUGGGUCUGCGGAGCAGUGCAAGAAAAAAAUCCUCAGAUAUCUCCCGUGUCAGUCUGCCCGACAGAUUCCAACAGAGUGAGGACGAACUCUGAACCUGAAUGAUGACUGCAGAAUCUAGGGACGCUGCAGUCAUGACCCCUCAGGCUAUACAAGAUAAAGAGGGACUUGUGAUAGUAAAGGUGGAAGAGGAAGAUGAAGAAGAACAUCUCUGGGGCCAAGAUUCUAGCCUUCAAAGAAGCAAUAGCCCUUCUGAUCCAGAGAUUUUCCGCCAACGCUUCAGGCAGUUCUGCUACCAGGAUACUUCUGGGCCGAGGGAGGCCCUUGGUCGCCUCCGGGAACUUUGCCAUCAAUGGCUAAGGCCAGAGAUGAAUACGAAAGAGCAGAUCCUAGAACUGCUAGUGCUGGAGCAAUUCCUGGCUGUCUUGCCUAGAGAGAUCCAGACCUGGUUGCAGGAGUACCGUCCUGACUGUGGAGAGGAAGCAGUGACACUGUUGGAGGAUCUUGAGCUUGAUUUAUCAGGACAGCAGGUACCAGUCCGUGUGCAUGGACAUGAAAUGCUGUCCCGGGAGAUGGUACCACUGGGAGCAGCACCUGGAUCUUCAAGCUUUGAAUUCCAGCAUCGGACACCCCAGAUCAAGCAUGUAACACGAAAGCCAAGUCUUUUACAACAGAGUGCUUACCCUACUUCCCAUGUUCCUGUUUCCCAUGAGAGGAGUCCUAGAGACCAGGCUGUUACCUCUGCACUAUUCACGGCAGAUUCCCAGGCAUUGGUAAAAAUCGAGGACAUGGCUGUGUCUCUCAUCCUGGAGGAAUGGGGAUGUCAAAACCUGGCUCGGAGGAACCUCUGUAGAGAUAACAGACAGGAGAAUUAUGGGAACAUGUUCUCUCAGGGUUGUGGAAGCAGGUCAACCAAUGAGGAAUCCACUUCAAAGGAAGAUAUUUCGGAAGCAGCAGCAUCUCAUGGGGAGAUAUCUGGAAGAUUCCAAAGGGAAUUUGGAGAAACAUGUGAACAGGAAAGCAGGUUAGAAAGGCAACAGAGAAACUUAGAAGAGAAACUGAAACUAGAAAAGACAGAGUUUAGACAGAUGACAGUCAAGGACAAGAAAGCACCCACAGGGGAGCGAGGCCAUCGAGAGAAAGGCAAAGGAUUGGGGAGAAGUUUCAGUCUGAGUUCAAACCUUGUUACACAGGAAGAAGUUCCUACAGGAACAAAAUCCCAUAAAUGUGAUGAAUGUGGCAAAUGCUUUACAAGGAGUUCCAGUCUUAUUCGACAUCGGAUAAUUCACACUGGAGAGAAGCCCUAUGAAUGUAAUGAGUGUGGGAAAGCCUUCAGUCUUAACUCAAACCUCAUUCUUCAUCAGAGAAUCCACACUGGAGAGAAACCCCAUGAAUGUAAUGAGUGUGGGAAAGCUUUUAGUCAUAGCUCAAAUCUUAUACUACAUCAGAGAAUCCACUCUGGAGAAAAACCUUAUGAAUGUAAUGAAUGUGGCAAAGCUUUUAGUCAGAGCUCAGACCUUACCAAACAUCAGAGAAUCCACACUGGAGAGAAGCCCUAUGAAUGUAAUGAAUGUGGCAAAGCUUUCAACCGGAAUUCAUACCUUAUUCUUCAUCGGAGAAUUCAUACCAGAGAAAAACCAUAUAAGUGUAAUAAGUGUGGGAAAGCGUUCACCCGAAGUUCAACUCUUACGCUACAUCACAGAAUUCAUAACAGAGAGAGAGCGUCUGAUUACAGCUCCACCUCACUAGAUGCAUUUGGUGCAUUCCUGAAAAGCUGUGUAUAAAGUGAAAUUUCCCAUUACCUUCCAUAAUUUCAUAGAUGUGUGCCCAUGGGAAAAAUAUUUGGCCUCUAAUAUAUAAUCAAAUCACACUUUAAAAAGUACAUCAAACAGCAGUGCUGCCUUUGUCAGUAUAAUCUGUGGGCAUUUACUUCUCCAACGCAACCCUCUGCAAAAAAGGUUAGUCAGAUAGAUGAUCUUACUUAAGAAUACAUGCACACAUUAAGAUAAACACCAGACUUUUUGGGAAUGAGGACACUUAUAAGAAGCUAGUCAAACUUGUUGAUUCAAGGGAUCCCUGUCUGCAGCCACCGAUGUAAUUGAAAUCCACCGAGCUUGAGAUUUGUAUCCCCGGUGCCUAGCACAGUGCCUGGCACAUAGUAAGUGCUUAAUGGAUACUUGUUGCUUAAUUGGCUUAAACUGAGAUUAGGCAGUUUUUUUCUGCAAAGCAAGCAGUGCUUGCCCAACAUCUUUUUGUACAUCAUGACCCAUAGGAUACUUACAGAAUCCUGGCCUGGGGCAUGCUGCUACAACUAAAACAUGAGUAAUCAAAGGUGGGAUGCCAAAGCUGAAGAGAUCUAAGGCUAUGCAGAUCAAAACCAAACCAAAGACUUCUAGCUCUUCCUGAAGAGUAUGUACGGAUGACUCAACUCAUAUCUCUCCAAAAGAGUGUAGUUGACUCCAUCCUUAUCACAGAGAAAUUCUAUAGAAAUGACAGUACUCUCCCUUUUCUGAACUCCUAUAGUGCUAUAGUGUUCCUGUAGUCUUAUAUAGAAUUUAGCUUUUGAUUGUAUACUGUCUUUUAAUUGUCUCAUGAAUGUAGUAAAUCUUACCUCCCCAACGAGAUUCUAAGGAACUGAUCUCCUACCUAAUAGCCUUAGUAAGAACUGAUAGGAGAUUAUUGUUUGAUGACAUUAUUCUGUUCCUUGCUAAAUAAGUACUCACUGACUUCUUAACAGGACUCCCAAACUGAAGCAUGAGUCCUGCUAAAGUAGAACAACCCAGCCUAAUUUCUGCAGAAACCACCACUUGUUGCCAUGUAAAAUUCUAAAACUCUAUAGAAUGCUAUUCUCCCUGAGCUCUUUAAGCAUAAAAGGAAGGUACCGCUUGCCUGCGUACUUAAAAUCUUUUAAAAUACAUAAAGUGUUAGCUAAGUGGCACAAGAUUUCAGAGGCAUCAUUAUCACCUUUAAGAAGUUAAUUGAAACAAUGACUUUGACUCCCUUUGGUUGCUGUGACUGGUAAAAUCCUAGCCAUGCAUCUCUCACUUUAGCUCCUGCACAGCAUGGCCAAUUGGGUGCCCUCCAGAUGUAGUCAGACAAGUGGGACUAUCGCCUCUGUACUAAAUUCUGUGCCUCUAACUGAAGCCUGAGAUUGUAUCUGCUUUUCUGUCGCUGUGUCACACUGCCUUCAUAUUUAGCUUUCAGUUCUCUACAGCCUUGGAUCUUGUUCAGACAAGUAUCAUCUAAGUCACAUUUUUCUCACCUUGUGCUUGUCAAGCUAAUUUUUUGAACCCAAUUGUAAGACUUUAUACUUAUCUCUAUUAAAUUUUUUAAUAGAUUUAUGAGAGGCAGUGUGACAUAAUGGAUAGAAAGUUGGCCUUGGCCAGGAAUAUCUAGGUUUAAGUCCUGCUUCUGACGCAUACUGGUUAUAUGGGCAAGUCACUUAACUUCUCAAUGCUCUAUAAAUUGCAGAGGCAGUAUCAACCCAUAUUACCAGAGGAAGUGAGUCGCCAGCAGUUCCAGUUCCUGUCCUUAAUAUAUUUGGCUCAUCAUAAUAGCUUUGUAGAAAUAUUUUGUUGCAGCCUGAUUAUUACCACCAAGUUAGCUAACUCCCAACUUUGUGUCAUUUACAAAUUUGGCAAGUAUGCCAUCUUUGCCUUCUAUUCAAGUCACUAAAAAUAAAAGUAAAAUAACAUGAGGCUAAGAAUGGAUCUGUGGUGCACUUCUGGAGAAUUCCUGAACAGUUACCUGUUAUUCUUUGCGUCUGGUCAUAAAACCAGUUCUGAAUUCACCUAACGGUACCAUUAACUAGUCUAUAUCUUUCCAUCUUCACCACAAGGUUAGCAUGAGAGGAUUCAUCAUAUGUUCUACUAGUCUAGAUAAACUAUGUAAUAGUUCAUUCAUCUAACAGUUUAGUACAUUCCUUAAAACAGGUAAACAAAACCACCUUAAUAGCAUAUUUGACAUGACCCAUUCUUGAUGGAGUCAUAGUAACUUAGUGAUCAUUUCCUGUUUUCUAGAUUAUGUGAUAAGAGUUUUACCAGGAAUUGGGUUAGUUCACCAACCUAUACUUUGCAGAUUUCCUUUCCCUCCCUCCUUUUCUUUCCUUCCAGAAAAUAGGGACAAAUCUGCCCUUUGUCAUCUUUCAGAAAAUGACUAAAAAUGACCCAGUAAUCCCAUCCUCCAGCUUUUUCAAUACCCUGGAACCUAGGUUAGCUAGAGCUGGUGACUUGAACUCAAGAAAAGUAGCUGGGUGCUCCCACUGUCUCUUUAUUUUGGAUUUUAACUUUGUAGUAACCAUUUUUUAGAUAUCCUUUCUGGUACAAGGAUUAUUCUUGGCCAAGAAAGCAAACAAAAUAAGAAUUAAAUCUGCCUUCUCCUUAUCAUCUCCAUAGAUUCCUUAUCAUGGUCCCUUACUGUGGUCCUAUCCCUUUUGUCCUUCCACUCAUCUCAUCAUAGUAAAUAAGAAACCCAAAACUUUUUUUUCCCUUAGCAUUCAACAACUUCAGCUCAUUCUGAACUUUAGGAUUCUUGACACUAUUCUUAUAAGAAUGUUAGUAUCUUUUGAUUCCACGUUCUAUACAUGUCCUUUCCACAAAUUUGUUGAUGUAUAGCCACAUCAUUCUCUUUAAACCAGCCCUUUUCUUCCUCACUGGAAUUGUUUAUAUCUUUAGGAUUUAAUACUUGGGAGCUGAGUUCCUCUAGAAUUUUAGACCAUGACAUCCCACCUAACCUUUCUAUCCUUUGGAGAUUUUAUGCCCUGAUUUCCCCUUCCAUUCUCACAAAUUCUAAAAUAGAAUAGUCAUUUCUCCUUAAGAUUCCUACUUCAGCAACCUUCAACUUCCUUUAUUGCCCAGGAUCAGAUCCAUUCUAAGAGUUCUCUUAAGUGUUCAGCCUUUUGGAAGAAUGAAAUUAUCACGUUCAUUGUUAUUAAGCCUUUUUGAGCUAACCAUGUUUCAGAAUACAAAUAGGGAGCAAAAAACCAGCAGGUGGACACUUCCAUGUCCAUAAGGCAUGAGUUUCAUCAUAAGGAAAAAGCAAUCAAGAGCAUGUCAUAGAGCUGUUGAUGAUUGCCCUUUAACUGGACAUGGAAAAUAGUACAGAAUUGCCAAGAUGGACAGUACUACAGCAUAGAAACCCUACACAUAGCAUGAGAAUCUGAACUGGAAAAACAACCGAAAGCUGUCACUGAAUUCUACAAGACUUCACAUUCUGCAAGAAUUCACUGAACACAACCAAGAAGUUGGAAACUAAAAACGACAGCUGAAAGUCAGGCACCAAAUAAGUUGAAUUUCUCUAGAGCUGCUUUUUCUAACAUCUAUUGUGGCUCUGUGACCUGGACCAAUUUCUCAAGCUGGGUUAGGGUUAGCUAAUUAAUGACAUUUGUGGGCAAUAUUGUCCGGAACCUGAGUUUAGCAGGACCAGAUCAUCAUUAACCAAGUCCAUGAAUGUCUCCAAUAUAAUAGUAGAAGGUAAUGCUUAACACAGCUGAGUUGGAUACUGAUGAACAGCAUACCUAGGUGGCAAAUUUAUAAAAUACCUGAAGUCAAGGAUUCAGGAAAAGGGGAAAGAAGAGAUACUUCAAGAAUCCAUGGAAGCAGAGCCUCCUGAAGUGUGGCAUAACUGUGGAUGAUUGACCAGUAACUACAGUUCACAGACCAAACUGAUAAUCCAGAAGGUCUGGAGUUGCUUUUUUUGAGCAAAGACUUUGGAUCAUCCUGUGUUCUAAGGGGCCAUAGCAAGAAGAGUAACAAGUUAAUCAGAAAUUUCAGCUGGACACAGAUUCCCAGUAUGGACAGUGUAGGAAGGACUUUAUAAUUCUCACAUUAGUCUUUGCAGCUACAUAGCUAUACCCUCAUCUUCAAAAAUUAAAUACUAUUAUCAUUAAGCCUAGUUAAUUUCCAUUUUGUUGAGACUUCUCACUAAAUUGGAUUUGUCCCACUGGCUCAGCAUUUGCCUCAGAUAUAACAAAACUCAUUAAGUGGGAGAAGAGCCACAUGGACAGAUGCUUUUUCUAAAAGUAUUGCUGACCUUAGUCACUGACUAAACCAGUGUCUUAGGGCAUUAGUUCAUCAAAUAUCACAUACUGUAAUAGUGUUGUUAAAAGGCUGGGGGACUCUCAGCACCAAAGUGUAAUUCUGGAGUAACUGUCAGUUUAUCCCUUUAAAGCACUAUAUAGUUAAAUAUUCAAUAAGGUUCUGUAUGUAGUUGGCCCCGUGAAAUUCUUUGAAGGGUUUUGGUUUAUGUUUUGCUCCAGUUCUACCAGGAAGAAGGAAAAGAAAAUCUUUGAUUUGCUAGUAGUUUGAAAUUGUGUUUUGCUUCCAGUCUGGCAGAAAGCUAGAAUUCAGGAAAUAUGCAAAACAUCUAGAUAUGUAGUGUACUUGUAUAUUUUGAUAAAUUAAUUAAGGGAACCUGCUAGAUGAAUAUAUACAGAGAGAGAAAUUUGAGAUGGGUGUUGAAGUUGAUACCUUAUAAUUCCUUCUGGAGAGAAAAACCCUUUAAAUGUGAAAAAUGUGGUAAGCAUCUGAGCCUUUGGACUGCUGCUAACCCUAUACAGUCUGUCAGAUUUUUUAAGUUUGCACCUCUCUUUACUAGAAAACAACUAUUUCAUCCAAAGAUAAUAGCAAUCAAGAUAAGCCACCUUUAGAAAACUAACAGCAGAAGCCUGAGAAAAGGCUACUUCUAAGAAGACUGUAUGUAUUGCAGUCCUUUCUUCCUUUGGUAUGAUAGAUUUAACUAGAUUGAACAAGGCUUUGGGAAAAAAAGAUGAGCUUGUAACAAAUAAUGUUACAAAGGUGAAAUAAAUACACAACUGAAAUUUAA